This is a messenger RNA of Neltuma alba, 1252 nucleotides long. RefSeq names its product protein SRC2 homolog. Gene Ontology annotation, biological process: defense response. The transcript has a single exon. Lineage: Eukaryota; Viridiplantae; Streptophyta; Magnoliopsida; Fabales; Fabaceae. The record is from RefSeq and is a predicted model, not a curated record. The coding region runs from base 101 to 1048 and encodes 315 amino acids.
CGUGCAUGGGGCCACCAACAACACGUUAUAACUUCAUAAGCUAUAACGUCUUGACAACGGCGGGAUAUUCGACAAAUUGCAGACAGGUAGUGCCUCAACAAUGGAACUUUGCUCCAUAGAGCUCAAGAUUAUUUCCUGCAAAGACCUUAAAAACUUCAACUUUUUCCAGAAACUCACGAUAUACACACUCGUCUACAUUCAUAGUAUCCACCCCGAGAGAAAAUUGGAUGAGAAACAGGCGCAGGAACAGAAAACCCAUACAGAUAGGGAAGGGAAUGAAAAUCCCGAAUGGAAUGAAGUAAUGAAAUUUUAUCUGGGUUGGGUUUCGCUUCAUGAUUGCGACGACCUCUUCCUCCAUUUCGAAUUCCGCCAUGACGGACUCAUAAUUGGAGACAAGCUCAUCGGAGAGGUCCGCGUGCCUCUCAAGGAUCUGAUCCUAGAAGCUGGCAAUGCUCCAGGCGUGGUUCGAUUCCUGAAUUAUGAGAUUCGCAAUGGUGAAGGCAAGCCCAACGGAAUUUUUAAUUUCUCUUGCAGACUGAUUGACAAGAAGGGAGCGGAGAAUCGCAUUUCGUCGGAAAAUGUUGAAGGUAAAAUCACCGGGUACCCUCUUCUGGAUCCAGCUCUCACAGAUCACUAUCCUCCGAAUGAGUCACGCAUGCAGACUUCCACUUUGGAGAUCCAAAGCAUAUCUAGUGGUGAUAGAAUCAGCUAUCCGAUAGUGACGUUACCAGCGGAUCCCAUCGACGGCGGCCACAAUUCUCCAUCUGCGCCACCGCUUGUUUCUUCGGCGUCGGCCGCGGAUUAUCAUUACCACUACUCACCUAUCUCGCCCCAGUAUCCACCUCCGUCAGCAGGACUAUUUAUGCCGCCGCCGCCGCCGCAGCUGCCGCCCCCCUUCCCAAUGCAUUACCCAUAUCCUCCUCCCCCUCCCCCUCCGCCUCCGCAUAUGGAAGCCUAUGGACCGCAUUUCUACGAGCCGGUUAGGCCCGAAGCCCAUGGAUGGGCAUCACACCCAAAUUUUCAACAUUCUUGGGGUCCGAGGUGGUGACUGGUGACUGACUUCUGAAUACUGAUAUUGAUGCGCCUAUGUCUCUGUCUCUGGUGAUUAGGAUGUCGCUGCUUUGUUUUGAACCGAUGCUCUUGGAUUUUUCCCCUCUCAAUUUUGUUCUGUAAGCCGGGUAGCUUUGUGUACUUGUGUGUAUUAGUUUGAUAAUUCUUAUUCAGAUUGUGAGUAUAUUCACUGGUUUUGACA